AUGAAACAGCGUUGCAAUAUGGCGGUAACCGCUACUACCGUGUUAUUAGUCACUGUGGUCAUUCGUUGCACGGCCGGUUACGACAUACUGGCAAUAUUUCCGUUUAGCGGCAAAAGCCAUUUUCACAUGUUCCGUACUGUUUCGGACGCCCUGGCAGAACGCGGACACCAUCUUACCGUUGUCGGACACUUUCCCAAGACACCGCAACAAUCGCGAAUUGGUACCAUCAAUGACGGCAAUAUCAGAGGUGAGGGACAUGGGUCUUACACUGAUUACAGUAUAUUCGGCUCGAUGCCGAUAUAUGAGAACUUCACUACUGACGAGGUGACAGGCAAUGGUUAUCUAGAAGAGAUGCUAAUAAUCUUGCAGGAUGGUUUGGAUAACUGUGAGUCAGUUUUAUCUUCGGGCAAACUUGGCCAGCUCAUUCAGUCCCAGGCAAAAUUCGAUUUGGUCCUGGUUGAGAUCUUCAAUACUGGUUGUUUCGUGUCAAUAGCCAAUCAUUUCGGGGCACCAGUCGUCGGUAUUACCUCAACCAGUCUCUAUCCAUGGUUCAGCGGUAUGGUUGGCGACGUAGUGAUGCCGUCUUAUGUGCCGGUAAACUUGUUACCGUUCACCAGUCGAAUGAUAUUUGCUGAACGCUUGAUUAACUCCAUGAUUCUGAUAGCGAUGAAAACGUAUUACAAGUUAAGAUACGAGCCGGCGGCUCAAGCAAUCGUCGAUAAAUACUUAGGAAAGCUUAAUGGUGGUACAGUGUCCGAAUCCUUGAAAAAUGUGAACGCCGUCAUCAUGAACACACACUUCGUGUUUGGAGACUCCCGACCACUACCACCAGGUAUUAUUGAAGUCGGAGGGUGCACGUAUAAGAAACCAAUACCCUUGCCGCCAGAAUUGGAACGAUAUGUUGCCGAAGCCCAACGAGGUGUCAUUUAUUUUUCACUGGGCUCUAUAGUGAAAAGUUCAUCAAUACCAGACGCUCAAUUGCUGGCAUUGCUCCAGGUGUUCGGCCAACUGGAUGGCUACAGAGUACUUUGGAAAUGGGAGGACAAUCCUCCAUCGCCAAAAAUCCGUCCCAAAAAUGUCAUGUUUAUGCCGUGGAUGCCUCAGUUUGACGUACUCAAUCACCCGAACGUCAAAUUGUUUAUAUCGCACGGUGGUCUAAUGGGAAUAUUAGACGCUCUUUAUUCGGGCGUGCCCAUUGUCGGCAUACCCAUGUUCGCCGAUCAAUUUUCAAACAUGAACUUUAUCGUCCAAAACGAAUGGGGACUGCAAUUGCAACUCGACCAGAUCGACACAGAGAUUGCUAACUACACGAUAUCUUCUAUACUCAAUGAUAAUAAGUACGCGAAAAACGCGAAACGACUAUCGGCACUAUACCGGGAUCGUGAUCGAGACCCGCUGGAAAAAGCUGUGUAUUGGAUCGAAUAUGUUGCCAGAAAUCGAGUCAACCUGAUGCUUAAGCCGACCAUUCAAGACUGGUGGUACGAACGAUGUUUACUAGAUGUGGUUUCUGCAGUGUUCGUUACUGUGGCCUUUACGGCAUACCUAGUAAAAUGGGUUCUAUCCAAAAGUAAAAGUCAAAACGCUACUACUACUAAUCAGUGAUCAUCAAAAAUACCGUACUGUACUCAAGAAUCCAAUAAUGGACCACCAUAUUGAAUACCUUUGAUCAAGACGUGGUUUGUAAUAUCCAAACACAGAGGACCAUGUAUCGAAUUGAAUAAAUUUUGUCAUGCAGUGCCAUGGAAUGAAUGAAUGUUUUUAGGGAAAUGUCACUUACAUUUCUGUAUCUAGGUAUAAAAAAGGAAAUUAGGAUUUUCAAAAAUGGUAUGAUACACCUGUAUCAAUAAAUUCAGCAAACUCUGACCCUUUUUUUUAAUCAGAAAGUCUUAUUAUUUAAUUAAUUAAACAAUAUAGAUAACAUACAAAACAUGUCGUGUACAUUUAUAUUUUAAUUUUAUACAUAAAAUAAAUUAUUAUUUUUUAUUGUAUUAAUUGUUCUCCUCUUUUUAGAAAGACAAAAAGCUCAUUUUCAGUUUAUUACAAUGGUACGUUAAAAUCAUGUUACCUAAAACUAUUCUUCUUACCACAAUUAAAUGUAAGUUAUGUUAGGUACCAGUUUCCGGAUGUCUAGUACCUUUGUAUGGAGAAGAUACCUAUGUUAAUUAAUUGGAAAGUCUAUAGUUUUUAUUCAAAAUGUAUUGUGAAUAUUUUGGUGCAGUUUAUUUCAGUGUAAUGUAUUGUAAAAAUAAUCUACGUUCCUUUCAAUAUGAUUUAUUGAAAAAAAUUGUCAAAACCUACUUUGUUUUACCUACCAUAGUUUUGAAAUCUUACGAUACCUAUUUUAUAUUUUAACGAUAUUUAACUUUAUUAAUUAGUUAAUAAAUAGUUUAAUUUACUACUCUGGAGUAGUAGAGUACGUAGAAAUAAUUUUAAAAAUGUAUAAUAUUGCAACAAAUAUCAACAAUUUUGUACAACUUGCCUGUAAUUAUUAAGAACUGAGAAAAUAGUAAUAUUUUACAACACCUAUGACGUAUUUUCGGAACUAUAAAUUAUUCUUGUUUAUUCAAAA
Melanaphis sacchari is the source of this 2569-nucleotide messenger RNA. RefSeq names its product UDP-glucuronosyltransferase 2B13-like. The record is from RefSeq and is a predicted model, not a curated record. The transcript is spliced from 6 exons. Lineage: Eukaryota; Metazoa; Arthropoda; Insecta; Hemiptera; Aphididae. Gene Ontology annotation, molecular function: UDP-glycosyltransferase activity. Bases 1 to 1602 code for a protein of 533 amino acids.